This is a messenger RNA of Symbiodinium necroappetens, 558 nucleotides long. Lineage: Eukaryota; Dinophyceae; Suessiales; Symbiodiniaceae. The record is from the annotation of a GenBank genome assembly.
AUGCCGGAGUUGUUUGUUUGCAAGAGACAUAUCGGUCAAACGGACAUUUCUGAUUUGAUGCAGCCGUCCUUCAAAGAGAGGAAGGCCGCCAACCGGAUCCGGUUCAUCGAUUUCGAAGGCUUGGGCCCCUGUUGUCCAGACCGAUGGAUACGAGCCCUUUUAAGUUUCCUGCUGAAGCGGCGGAAAAUGCUGGAUCAAAAGCUCCCCGUGUUCGCAUCCUCAGACGAUGACCCAGAGCCCUACAACCUGAAGGCAGAUGUGUUUUCCUUUGGCAUCCUGAUGUACGAGGUGAUGGAGCGCCAACUGCCUUACAGCGAACGCUUCGGGAACGACGUAUCGGAUCCUCGGAUCAGCCUUCAUGUUUGCAUGGGCCUGCGCCCAGAAGUUCGCAGCUCAACUUCGGAAGACUCGCCAGAAGUCCGGGAGGCCAUCCGCAACCUGAUGCAGCGCGCAUGGCACAACGAGCCAGACGACCGGCCGAGCUUUCCGGAGCGGCCCUUGCUAUUGUUCAGGGGUCUACGGGAAUGUCGACCCCUGGUGAAUAGCCCCGAUAGCUGA